This is a messenger RNA of Pseudopipra pipra, 4013 nucleotides long. It is a transcript of the gene EPHB1, whose product is annotated as EPH receptor B1. The transcript is spliced from 16 exons. NCBI's taxonomy places the organism in Eukaryota, Metazoa, Chordata, Aves, Passeriformes, Pipridae. Gene Ontology annotation, molecular function: ATP binding; protein binding; transmembrane-ephrin receptor activity. Bases 160 to 3171 code for a protein of 1003 amino acids. Gene Ontology annotation, biological process: axon guidance; protein phosphorylation; ephrin receptor signaling pathway. Gene Ontology annotation, cellular component: dendrite; plasma membrane. The record is from RefSeq and is a predicted model, not a curated record.
UGUGACCCGGGCGGGCGGGGAGCGGCACCGGCUGCGCCUCCGGCCCGUCCCGGCCCCGGCCCGCCCUGCCCCGGCCCGACCCGGCCCGCGGACGUACCCCCAUGCCCGCUCACGGCCGCCCGCCGGUAGCGGCUGACGCCUGCGGGGCCCGAGGAGGCGAUGGCUGCGGAUCUGGUGGUGCUGCUCUGCCUGGCCGCCGCCGCGGCCGCCGUGGAAGAAACUUUGAUGGAUACGCGGACGGCGACGGCCGAGCUGGGCUGGACUGCCAACCCACCCUCGGGGUGGGAAGAAGUCAGUGGCUACGACGAAAACCUCAACACCAUCCGUACGUACCAGGUGUGCAACGUCUUCGAGCCCAACCAGAACAACUGGCUCCUCACCACGUUCAUCAACCGGCGCGGCGCUCACCGCAUCUACACCGAGAUGCGCUUCACUGUGCGGGACUGCAGCAGCCUCCCCAACGUCCCCGGCUCCUGCAAGGAGACCUUCAACCUCUACUACUACGAGACAGACUCUGUCAUUGCCACCAAGAAGUCCACCUUCUGGACAGAGGCACCCUACCUCAAAGUGGACACCAUCGCUGCUGACGAGAGCUUCUCCCAGGUGGACUUUGGGGGCAGGUUGAUGAAGGUGAACACAGAAGUGAGAAGUUUCGGGCCCCUGACCCGCAAUGGCUUUUACCUGGCCUUCCAGGACUACGGGGCUUGUAUGUCUCUGCUGUCUGUCAGGGUCUUCUUCAAGAAGUGCCCCAGCGUGGUGCAGAACUUCGCCAUCUUCCCGGAGACGAUGACAGGAGCGGAGAGCACGUCCCUGGUGACCGCCCGGGGCACCUGCAUCCCCAACGCCGAAGAGGUGGACGUGCCCAUCAAGCUGUACUGCAACGGCGACGGGGAGUGGAUGGUCCCCAUCGGCCGCUGCACCUGCAAGGCUGGCUAUGAGCCGGAGAACAACGUGGCUUGCAAAGCCUGCCCCGCGGGGACGUUCAAGGCCAGCCAGGGCGCGGGGGUCUGCGUUCCGUGCCCCCCCAACAGCCGCUCCACCGCCGAGGCCUCCCCGGUCUGCGCGUGCCGCAACGGCUACUACCGGGCGGACUUCGACCCUCCAGCAGCUGCCUGCACCAGUGUCCCAUCCGGCCCCCGCAACGUCAUCUCCAUCGUCAACGAGACGUCCAUCAUCCUGGAGUGGCACCCGCCGCGGGAGACGGGCGGGCGGGACGACGUCACCUACAACAUCGUCUGCAAGAAGUGCCGCUCGGACCGACGCGCCUGCUCCCGCUGCGACGACAACGUGGACUUCGUGCCCAGGCAGCUGGGGCUGACUGACACCCGCGUCUUCAUCAGCAACCUGUGGGCGCACACGCCCUACACCUUCGAGAUCCAGGCUGUCAACGGGGUUUCCAACAAGAGCCCGUUCCCGCAGCAGCACGUCUCUGUCAACAUCACCACCAACCAGGCUGCACCCUCCACCGUCCCCAUCAUGCACCAGGUGAGUGCCACGAUGAGGAGCAUCACGCUGUCCUGGCCCCAGCCCGAGCAGCCCAACGGGAUCAUCCUGGACUACGAGAUCCGCUACUACGAGAAGCUGAGCCGCAUCUGCACGCCCGACGUCGGCAGCUCCGUGGGCGCCAGGCCGGCACCGGACCACAACGAGUACAACUCCUCCAUGGCCCGGAGCCAGACCAACACGGCGCGGAUCGAGGGGCUGCGGCCCGGCAUGGUGUAUGUGGUGCAGGUGCGGGCCCGCACCGUGGCCGGCUACGGCAAGUACAGCGGGAAGAUGUGCUUCCAGACCCUGACGGACGACGACUACAAGUCGGAGCUGAGGGAGCAGCUGCCGCUGAUCGCGGGGUCCGCGGCGGCCGGGGUGGUCUUCAUCGUCUCACUGGUGGCCAUUUCCAUCGUCUGCAGCAGGAAGCGAGCCUACAGCAAGGAAGCUGUGUACAGUGAUAAACUGCAGCACUACAGCACAGGCCGAGGGUCUCCAGGGAUGAAGAUCUACAUCGACCCCUUCACCUACGAGGACCCCAACGAGGCAGUCCGGGAGUUCGCCAAGGAGAUCGAUGUGUCCUUUGUGAAGAUAGAAGAAGUCAUUGGAGCAGGGGAGUUUGGAGAAGUGUACAAGGGCCGCCUGAAGUUGCCGGGCAAGCGGGAGAUCUACGUGGCCAUCAAAACGCUGAAAGCCGGUUACUCGGAGAAGCAGCGGCGGGACUUCCUGAGCGAGGCCAGCAUCAUGGGGCAGUUCGACCACCCCAACAUCAUCCGCCUGGAGGGCGUGGUGACCAAGAGCCGGCCGGUCAUGAUCAUCACCGAGUUCAUGGAGAACGGCGCCUUGGACUCCUUCCUGCGGCAAAACGACGGGCAGUUCACAGUGAUCCAGCUGGUGGGAAUGCUCAGAGGGAUCGCUGCUGGGAUGAAGUACCUCGCGGAGAUGAAUUACGUGCACCGGGAUCUGGCUGCCAGGAACAUCCUGGUCAACAGCAACCUGGUGUGCAAAGUGUCCGACUUCGGCCUCUCGCGCUACUUGCAGGACGACACGUCUGACCCCACCUACACCAGCUCCUUGGGGGGUAAGAUCCCUGUCAGGUGGACGGCGCCGGAGGCCAUCGCCUACCGCAAGUUCACCUCGGCCAGCGACGUCUGGAGCUACGGCAUCGUCAUGUGGGAGGUGAUGUCGUUUGGGGAGAGGCCCUACUGGGACAUGUCCAACCAAGAUGUGAUCAACGCCAUCGAGCAGGAUUACCGGCUGCCCCCGCCCAUGGACUGCCCCGCCGCCCUGCACCAGCUCAUGCUGGAUUGCUGGCAGAAGGACCGCAACACCCGCCCGCGCUUCACCGAGAUCGUCAACACCCUCGACAAAAUGAUCCGCAACCCGGCAAGCCUCAAAACUGUGGCUACCAUCACCGCUGUGCCUUCUCAGCCCCUCCUCGACCGCUCCAUUCCCGACUUCACUGCCUUUACCUCAGUAGACGACUGGCUGAGUGCUGUGAAGAUGAGCCAGUACCGGGACAGCUUCCUGACUGCUGGCUUCACCUCCCUGCAGCUGGUUGCCCAGAUGACAUCCGAAGACCUCCUGAGAAUAGGGGUGACUUUGGCUGGGCACCAGAAGAAGAUCCUGAACAGCGUCCAGUCCAUGCGAGUACAGAUGAGCCAGUCUCCGACCUCGAUGGCAUGACGUCCCUUGUUUGACGGGGAGGGGCGGGGAGGGCACGCAGAGGAGGGGCAGAGGUGGGAGGGGAGGAACUGGCAGGUGCCAAUGGGGCAGUGUUUGGGGAGGAGCCGCCGCUGCCUGGGGACUGCGACCGCAGACGAAGGAUGUUCCUGGGACUCGUCUCUAACUGGUGACUUCCGUUCCUCACCAACAGAAGCACACUUAGCAAUGUCAUGGGGAACAGCGUAUAAAUACAUAUAAAUAUGUACAAAUCAUAUAUUUAAAAAGCAAAGCAAAACAAAAAAAACCAUAAAAAAUGAUGAAGACAAACCAAUGUGCGUUGGGGAAGCAAACCCAAACCCUAGAGACCAGACUCCAAUCCCACCACCAGUGAGCAGUGGUUGAAACUGAGAAGGAGGAAGGGGCUGUUGGGGAAGGGAGAGGCAUGAGAUGGAGCGUCCUGUCCGGAGAAACCAGCUUCCUUUUUCUUUUUUCGUCCUCCCUCCCUGCCCCAGCCCUCCUGUCUUGCCCCGCUCCCCUCUCUGCUCAUGAACUGGGUGGAAGUGUCCUCAGACGUCUCCGCAGCUCCCUGACAUCCUACCCGGGUGCCACUCCGGCAACUACCAAAGGACUUCGCUGACCACUGCAUGGGGGAUCCGACUCAAUCCAGUUAAUGUCUUCAUAUUGAAGAAGAGAUGUACCUUCAAUAGAAAACCUUGGGUUUUGGUUUUUUUCUUUUGUUCAUUUUUUGUUGUGUUUUUUUUUUUUUUUUUCUCUUUCGCUUGCAUUUUUUUUGCAAAAAGGAAAAAAAAAAACAACAAAAAAAAGGAUUAAAAAAAAAAAAAAGGAAUCUCCAUCCUGGAAAA